Chrysemys picta bellii (western painted turtle) is the source of this 4147-nucleotide messenger RNA. RefSeq names its product SMAD family member 7 (gene SMAD7). Gene Ontology annotation, cellular component: heteromeric SMAD protein complex. Gene Ontology annotation, biological process: SMAD protein signal transduction; anatomical structure morphogenesis; transforming growth factor beta receptor signaling pathway. NCBI's taxonomy places the organism in Eukaryota, Metazoa, Chordata, Testudines, Emydidae. Gene Ontology annotation, molecular function: transcription regulator inhibitor activity; I-SMAD binding. The record is from RefSeq and is a predicted model, not a curated record.
GCGUCACCGAGGCAAAGCAGCGAGGAGGAGGCUGUUGGCUGGCUAGAGGGAAGAGCUGGCGGAUGGCAGCAGCAGCCGCCCAGACGCAGAGGCAGAGAGACCCUGGGCACUGCUAGGUAAUAGCCACCUCCAUUUGGAAACCCCCCCUCCUCUUCGCAGGCCACCCCCUCCAAAGGACAAGGAACUCCCCCUCUCUCGCUUAAGGGAAGAAAGAAGAUGUGCAUGGGGGAGACAGGAUCUUCGCCACUGAGCUCACCGUGAAGGAAGAAGGGAGUGGAAAAAAGGAGGGGAAGGAGGAAAAAAAAAAAGCAAAGCAAACCGGGCGAGCCAAGCGAAAGGAGCUGCUUUUUUUUGUGAGUGUGUGUGUGCUGUGUGUGUUGGUAGCCGAUGCAAGGACUGGAAAGGCUGCCUUGGAGGAGGGGAGCUGCAGCCAGAAGAGAAGGACGAAGAGCUAAAGGCUGCAUUAGCAUUUACUAGAGAGAGAGCGAGACAGCGGAGAGACUGGGGGGGCUGGUGAUCAUUUCAGCUCCUGUCAUUAUAGGAUCAUCCCCUGUCACUUCUCACCCGUCCGUCGCUUUUAUUUUUUAAGGGCUGGGUGGGAGGAGAGGUGGGGGCAACUGUAUUUAAAAAAAACCAAAACCUGUCCCUAGCUCCUGGUCUUUCUGAAAGACAGGCAGACAGAGAGGGAGCGGAUCAAGCCUUUUGGAAGGAAAGACAGACUCCCCACUUUUUAAAAUACAUAGAUCUAUAUUAGCAACCGCCUUGAGGAUUUUUUUGUGUGGAUUAAAAUCUUUGAUAAGAAGAAGGAAAAAAAGGAACAGGACGAGUUGGGCUUUUUUUUUUUAAGGAUGUAACACUCUUGGAUGCAUUUUUAUUUUUUAAAACAUUUUGAUUAUUAAUUCCAACGUCCAAAUUUUAGGGUUUUAAAAACAUGCUACGUUAUUUUGGCUCUUUUUUAAAAAAAAUCCACCCUAUCUUAUAGAAAUUCCUUUUUUCCCAAUCCCCCCCAAAAACCUUUUUUGAUGGAAUCUGUGGAUAUGUUAUUACUAAGGAAAUAGUUUUUUUUUUAAUCUUGUGCCUUGGUUUUGCAACAAAAAAAUUUUGGGGGGGGCGGGGAAGACCUUUAUUAUUUCUUUUUCUUUUUUAUUUCAAACAGUCAUCCUCGUCUGAAACCAAAUGUGAUCUAAAGGUUUUGCAAUCGCUUUGACAGACCGGCAACGCGAGAAGAUCUGUUAUUCCCUUCUCUGUUUGGGGGGCAUGUUUUCUGCAAUUCUUCUGUUACACUGAACAUUGAUCCUCCCCCAUGUCUUUCAGUUUAUAUUUUUUCCCAGUUCCUAUAUAAAGGUGGAAAAUAAGAUUUUCCGUGGAUUUUUGAAGGAUUUAAGAGAGACGGAGGAACCCCCCCAACCCUUUAAGAGACUGGCAUAUGUUACAGAUUGCUUUAGUUCUUCCACCACCACCUACCCUCCUCCCCACUCCAUCCCUAUCAUUUCAGGCUGCUUGUGUUUGCUGCCUGGACUCGGAUCCCGGAUUCUUCAUGAUUUGCGGACGACAUGCUCGUUUUUUAGCCGGGAAACCUUCUUCUCGUCCCGCAUGUUCAGGACCAAACGAUCGGUGCUCGUCCGGCGACUCUGGAGGAGCCGUGCGCCCGGCGGCGGGGAGGAGGAGGAAGGUGAGCCCGGUGAAACAGCAGCGGACAGCCGGGCGCAUGGGGCUGGAGGCGGCCGGGGCUGCUGCAUGGGCAAGUCGGGGAAGAUCACCAAGGCUCACCUCGGCUCGGAGGCGGAAUUGAAAGCGCUGACCCACGCGGUCCUGAAGAGGCUGAAGGAGAAACAACUGGAGGUGCUCUUGCAAGCGGUGGAGUCCAAAGGGGGCGCGCGGACCUCCUGCCUCCUCUUGCCCGGCAAGGUGGACUCCAAGCUGGGUCAGCAUUGGUACUCUCUCCCUUUGCUGCUGUGUAAAGUAUUCAGGUGGCCAGAUCUCAGGCAUUGCUCGGAAGUGAAGAGGUUAUGUUGCUGUGAAUCUUAUGGAAAAACUCACCCGGAGCUGGUCUGCUGCAAUCCCCACCACCUCAGCAGGCUCUGUGAACUAGAGUCUCCCCCUCCACCCUACUCCAGAUAUCCAAUGGAUUUUCUCAAACCAACUGCAGAUUGUCCAGACUCUGUGCCUUCCUCCACUGAAACAGGGGGAACUAAUUGUCUAGCCCCUGGGGGGCUUUCAGAUUCCCAAGUUCUUCAGGGGCCGGGGGAUCGGUCACACUGGUGCGUGGUGGCAUACUGGGAAGAGAAAACGCGUGUGGGCCGGCUGUAUUCUGUCCAAGAGCCCUCCCUGGAUAUCUUCUAUGAUCUACCUCAGGGGAACGGCUUCUGCCUCGGACAGCUCAAUUCAGACAACAAAAGCCAGCUGGUGCAGAAAGUCCGCAGCAAAAUUGGCUAUGGCAUCCAGCUGACUAAGGAAGUGGACGGCGUGUGGGUAUACAACCGCAGUAGUUACCCUGUCUUUAUCAAGUCGGCCACACUGGACAACCCCGACUCCAGGACGUUGCUGGUUCACAAAGUUUUCCCAGGAUUUUCCAUCAAGGCUUUUGACUAUGAGAAGGCAUACAGCUUACAGAGGCCUAACGACCAUGAGUUCAUGCAGCAGCCAUGGACCGGAUUUACUGUUCAGAUCAGCUUUGUGAAAGGCUGGGGCCAGUGCUACACAAGACAGUUUAUCAGCAGUUGCCCAUGCUGGUUGGAGGUUAUUUUUAAUAACCGAUGACUUGAGACAGAGUGGACUCAUGACAUUAUAACUACUUUGCUGCUAAUAUUUCCUUCUGAGUGCUUGCUUUUCAUGCAAACUUUUUUGUUUGUUUGUUUGUUUUUGUGUUUUGUGUUUUUUUCCCCCCCUCCCCUGUUUUGAGAAAUAGCUUAUGGAAAGAUUUUUGCCUUGGUAUUUCGAUAAAUAUAUAUUUUUUUUAAUGUGUGAAUGACCAAUAACUCAGAAGGGGGAGGAGAAGGUGUGGGAGGGGAUUACAUAAAAUAAUCAUUUAAUGCCUCUGAAAUUAUUACCCCAAGCGACUGGUGGAAUUCAGUCACACGCUGUUUGUUACAGCUCCCUCAUAAAAAAGGGUUUAUACAUAUGUUUUUGACACACCAGAGGUCUUCUGCUGCCAGACGUCUCGUCGCCCCCUUGUCCUGCUGAGUGCGCACACACACAGGGCUGUCUUGCUGCAGCUUCCCCCUCAGUGGCAACCACCUGCAUUGUCCCUGACACAGAACAAAUGUAUGUGCCGGUGCACCCAGGAGGCAUCAGGAGCCAACGCAGCAAAGUGAAACCGUAUCGUUCAGUUCCUUGCUCCUUUUUUUCCCCCCUUCUUCUUCUUUCAUGUAUGCUUGUUGCUUUAUUUAAAGAUCACGUCUUGUCACUGUUAUGCCAACAGUCCAUGGUGGCAGCAUGGGUUUUGGAAGACGCAUGCCCACACUUUGAGUGCUUUUAUUGUUUUAUUGAUACUAUGAGGAAAAAAAACAUGCAUGGCCCAUGCUUUUCAAUUUGAGCUGAGAUGCAACCUUGGUGAGAAAACAUAAGCCUACAAAAAGAAAGCAAACAAACAACAACAAAAAUGGGGGGGGGGGGGAUGUAUUCAUGAUCUUUGGUCCAUCGUAACCUGCCGUGAUCAGGUUAGAGCGGUACCAGUCGUAUCCAGAAAUGCAGUCGCUCUUUCAUUUCUUCUUGAAUUCAUACGCUAGUAUGAUACUUUUACACUGUUCUUAGCUCAAUGAGCAUGUUUAGACCUUAACAUAAGCUAUUUUUCUAAAUAUAAAGGUUUAAAUGAACAAGAGAAGCAUUCUCAUUGGAACUUUAGCAUUGUAGUGCUUUGGAAAUAAAACAAAAGAAAACGAAAAAAAAAAAGGACUCCUUCAAAAAAAAACCCUUGAGAUUUAUUAAAGAAAAAAUGUAUUUUAUGUUAUAUAUAAAUAUAUUAUUACUUGUAAAUAUAAAGACUUUUAUAAGCAUCAUUAUUUAUGUAUUGUGCAAUGUGUAUAAACGAGAAAAAUAAGAAAGAUGCACUUUGCUUUAAUAUAAAUGCAAAUAACAAAUGCCAAAUUAAAAAAACAAACAAAAAACACGAGAUUGGUGUUUUUUCUAUGGGUGUUAUCAUCCAGAU